Molecule: messenger RNA, 4409 nt
Organism: Exophiala mesophila
Lineage: Eukaryota; Fungi; Ascomycota; Eurotiomycetes; Chaetothyriales; Herpotrichiellaceae
Exons: 1
Coding region: 250-4221 (1323 amino acids)
Biological process (GO): RNA 3'-end processing
Molecular function (GO): RNA uridylyltransferase activity
Source: RefSeq, a predicted model, not a curated record
CCCAUCUCUCUUUAACCUUCUCUUCAACACUUCUCUUGCCUUCCCUCACUUCUCAAGUCUCUGAAGCCAUCAAAAUUGGUGGCUUCAAACAACCCUUCACUCUUUGUCGUUCCUGGCAAAGGCUGAUCUUCCCUAGAUUCAGAUCUAAGCCACAGAAGGCGAUGCUGGAGUCCAGCCCAACACAACUGUGCUUCUGAUCUCACCUUCUUGGUCAACCUCUGUUCCACGGACCACUUUCUACCUGUCAACAUGACUUCCUCCCAGUCAUCCACUGGUUUUCCUGAACACCUCACACAACAACUCCAGGAGAUCUCUCGUCAGCAACAACAACAACAACAACCUCCAUACCAGCAUAGAGGUCGAGGUUCUCAUCUGCCCAGAGGACAGCCAUCCUAUCAAAGACAGAACUACCAGAGAGCCAACCAUUCAUCAAACCUACCCGAAGACUUUCCCCCUCUCGGCACAGCCAAUCCGGCUGCUUCAAGAUCGACCCAAAAUGGCUCUCGAUUCCAUGAGACCCAGUCAGCCUAUCCAUCCACGCAACAAUUCCAGUCUCUUUCUGCGCCAAAUAACAAUUACCGCCAUGGUUCGCCUAGGGAGUUUCAGGACCAGGCACGAGCAAACUACAGAGGCCGACAGUCCCACUACAGCUCUCGCCAACAAUUCAUGCCACAGCAAAGUCAGUCCACCUUCUCGAGUCCCUACAAUCGUCGAGGUGGUCGUGUCUUCAACCCCAACGCAGGCCUGACAUAUGGUACCCCCGAGCAACAGCAAGCAGCGAGACACCAGAUCAUGAAGCAGUCUGACUAUCUCAUGGCCGUGGGUAGAAAGCCCUAUUUGGCCAACAAACUGCAGAGGGAAGAAUCCAUUGCCAAAGACGAAUUCCGCCUGGAGCUUGAACGUAUUGCCAUUGAUGCUCUCACUACCAAGUAUCCUGGUCUGGAUGCCUCUAAAGUCAAACUAAAAUGCUACGGCAGUUUAGCAAAUGGAUUCGGCCUUGCCGGUUGCGACAUGGACCUCUUGCUUUCGCUGCCAGACUAUCCAGAUUACAAAGCCCCUAUUACCACACACGAUGGCACCACUCCUGACCAUGUAGCUCUUCAAGAUCAGAGCGACACCAAUGCCGACAAAUCAUCAUUCAAAAGCGAAGUUCAACGUGUACUUGAGAAAGCAUUUCUUGACCGUGGUUACGGUGCCAGGUUGCUUACCAAGACUAGGGUUCCUAUCCUCCGCAUGUGUCAAUCUCCAAGUGCCGAACUUCUCCAGAAUUUACGCGACCAUCAACUCGCGGAAGAACAUUCGGCGCAGGAGAAGAGAGGGGCCCCCAAGAGCACAACUGAGCCAGGCCAACAUCCUGUUUCUUCUAGAACAACAGAAGACUCUGGAGACGUGACAGAGUCGGUGGCAAGUGCCUUGGAUGAUCUGAACAUUGCUGAUUCAGACCAUCCUGUGGUCUCGAAUUCAAAGUCUCGUGGCAAUGCAGGAUUAGAAUUUGUUGGUGAUGUAGGUAUUCAGUGCGAUAUCAACUUCGGGAAUUUUGUGGCCCUGCACAACUCAGCCCUUCUUCGAACUUACCAUUCCUUCGAUUCACGAGUCGGCGAUCUCGGAAUUUUUGUGAAGAUCUGGGCCAAAACCCGUGACAUCAACACCCCUUAUCUUGGCACUCUUUCCAGCUAUGGGUACAUUCUGAUGGUUUUGCAUUACCUGAUGAACAUUGUGAAUCCACCAAUCAUUCCCAACUUACAGGCACUGGCGAAGAAAGAUGAUGGUUGGUAUCCUGAGAGGCCUGUACCAUUGUUCGAGGGUUUCGACGUACGCUUUCUCCAAACUUCGCAAGACAUCCAGAACGCACGUUCGCAGCUACCCAGAAACAAUGAAUCGGUAGGGCAGCUUUUGAGAGGUUUCUUCAAAUACUAUGGAACCAGAGAAGGCUUCCACUGGACCAGAGACGUCAUCUCCAUUCGUGAGCCCGGAGGUCAAUUAACCAAGGCUCAAAAGGGAUGGACCGAGGCCAAAUGGGCUGAGAAUUCAAGCAACCAGGUCCGAUUGAGGUAUCUCAUGGCAAUCGAAGACCCCUUUGAAGUGGAGCACAAUGUUGCCAGGACGGUUGGCCAUCAUGGAAUUGUUGCAAUACGUGAUGAGUUUCGUCGUGCAUGGUCCAUCAUCGAGAGAGUCGGCACAAAUACUGAAGCCCCCAUCGAAGAAUUGUUGACACCCGUCACUGAUCGAGGGGACACACUGAGGCGGGAUCAAGACUUUCACCGACAGAGGCAGCUUCAGAUGAAGCAAGAAUUGGAGGCUAGAGAACGAGCACUCCUGCAAAAGGUUGAUGACGAGGAUCCCGAUGCUAACACAGACGGUAUGUCAGGAACCUCUAAGGUUGCGCAAAUCAGCUUCCCUCCUGAUCAUGCUGAGAAUCACCAUCAUCCACCACCACGCGCAAGGCUGACAUCGAUAACUUCCCCUCAGGCAUACAGGAGACAGACAGGAGUUCUGCGCCGGUGUCCACGGCAAAUGAAAAAUGACAGUGACGGCGAAGACGAGGGCGAUAACAGAGAUGAGUCUUUGACUUUAGCUAGCAGUGAUAUGGGAAGCGCUCAUUCAGAGGCCCAGACCACACCAGAGAGUCUCAAGUCCAAAAACGGUCUGCAGUCACGCACGGGAGGCAGCGGCAAUCUGUCUUUGCUGCAUGACCCACCUAAAUAUGGAGUUGAUGCCAAUGGCAAUAUCAUACCAUGGGAUGUCGAUGAUCAAGACGGCCGUUGGCUACAUUGGCGGGAUGUGCAGAUUCGCCGCGGGGCUAAACUUCAAAUUACAAACCCUACGCUCCGAGACCUCCACGAGAACAAUCCUUACGAACCGAAUCGACCAAAUCCUUAUCUUGAGAAGCCAUACAACAAUCGCUUCGAAGGAAGAGAGCACCGCAAGGUCUCUGAGCGGCCACCAUGGCCUGCGCCCAAUGUUAUGCAAAAGAACUCGACGGACGAAUCUGACGGAUAUCCUGAAGAUGACAGAAACGGUGUACUCGACAACACGGUGGCCAAUGCAGGAGCUGAGAAGCAUGAGACAUCAGGCAACAUCGCACGGCAGGAUAUGAGAAUGGAGGAAUCGAAUUUGACGUGGGCCGCAGAUCAACAUGAUCUUCAUUACUCUCGAAACGAUUCGAGAUUUGAGAACACGGGCGAAUGGGACACAAGUCUCCAGGAUGGUAGAUGGCUCUCAUGGCGUGACGAUCUAAUUCGAAAAGGGCUGUGGAUAGGCGCUCCGCGCAAACCAUGGCUCUCAAAACUAGACGAGCUUUUCCCGUACAGCUCCGAGCGCACAUCCGCAGAAUGGGACGCAAUGAAUGAGGAGCUGCGGGAGCGUUAUCGACAGAAACGUCAAUUCCGAGCAGCAGCCGCCAAGAGCAAGCGACACCCAAGACAACAACAGGAGCAUGCAUUGGAUCAGGCCUUGAGGCAAGGGCCAUGGAAAGUCUCGUCCCCUGAAUCAAGCCAGUCAAGACCGAAGCGGGUCAUCUCGUACGAAAAUAAAAGCUGGGACGAUAUUGCACAGCAUAGAUACCACGACCACGGCUUGAUCCCACAAGAGACUCACUUGAUUACUCAAGAGGAUGCAAAUGUCUCGACCAUUCCUGAACCUCACAAAAAUAGGCUCAGCGCACCCCAGUCGCAUCACGAAGAGGAGGACUCGCAUCCUGACAGUACCUUUGUCCGAGCACAGCGACUCGCCUUUUUCGUCAAAAGUGGGCAGGCUGGGCUAUCAGCGAAGUCGAUUUCAUCUUCACGGUCCGAAAGCGCAGAGGCGAUGGACGAGCAGAGUCGAGGUGAUGACAGAGAGGUACAGCAUGUUAAUGGAGGACCGACUUUGGAGAUGGCUCGUACGCUUGAAGAUCAGGCCGAGGGCAGUGAGAUUCCACCAGAGGACGAUCCUCGGAUUAUGCCAAUCCCACAACGCCCUGGGUUUCAGUUUGACCCGCGACAGAUCGAAGACCUAUCCAUCAUCGCGAGAGGAGGCAAUGGUUGUGCUCGAGCUGGGGCGCACUUCAGUAUUGAAGAAGAUUACGAAUGGGGAGGCGGUGGAAGGAUGGGAUACCGGAAGAGCACGAGCGGUUAUGAAGGCCACGAGAGUGCAUCAACUGCAGAUGAGGUCUUUGGAAAAGGGGACGACGAAGGGCUGCUGGAGGAACUACCGCGCGAGGUGGACUCAUACGAGAGAUGAUGGGUGGAGCACUCAGCACUAACGCAGAACGGAUAUUUGUUAUCAUGAGAGACGAGGGGAUCGAUAGUGGAAGGAUGAGUAUUGAGUCCAGAAGAAGAGUCACAAGAAAGGUUCAUUGAUAGAAGAGGAUCAUUAGACCGGUAGCCUUGAAGGUGACAUGAGUGGAUUUCAGCAUUAAUCUCUAUUCC